This is a messenger RNA of Sceloporus undulatus (fence lizard), 1147 nucleotides long. RefSeq names its product peroxiredoxin like 2A (gene PRXL2A). NCBI's taxonomy places the organism in Eukaryota, Metazoa, Chordata, Lepidosauria, Squamata, Phrynosomatidae. The transcript is spliced from 6 exons. The record is from RefSeq and is a predicted model, not a curated record.
CUCGAUUAGCCGCCCCUGGGCGCAGGGGGACUUUAAAGGCUGGCGCAGGCAGGCAGCCACAGUCUUGGAGCUGCAGCAGAGGCGGCGGCUUCCAGGUGAGAAGGAGGAGGAGGAUGAUCAGGCAGCCCCAGCAUCUCUGGCCUCUCCUCUGAGUACAUGUGCUCACAGCUGGAAGUGGAGUCCUUCUCUGUGGCAAUGUGGACCAUUGGGCUUGGAGCCAUUGGGGCUGCUGUGACAGGGAUAAUCCUUGCCAAUACAGAUUUAUUUCUAUCUAAAGCAGAAAAGGCCUCACUGGAUUUUCUGGAGGAAAUAGAUCUGAAGACUAUUGGAGCAGGAGAGCAAAGAACCUUCAAAGCAGAGGAGCUGUGGAAGAAGAAUGGCGCUGUCAUCAUGGCAGUGCGUCGACCUGGAUGAUUUUUAUGCAGAGAGGAGGCUGCUGAGCUGUCCUCUCUGAAGCCUCAGCUUGACCAGCUGGGCGUCCGUCUAUAUGCUGUUGUGAAAGAGAACAUUGGGACUGAAGUGGCGGAUUUUCAGCCAUAUUUCAAAGGGGAAAUAUUUCUGGAUGAAAAGAAACAAUUCUAUGGACCUCAGAAAAGAAAGAUGUUGUUCAUGGGCUUUAUUCGCUGCAGUGUGUGGAGGAAUUUCUUCCGUGCAUGGAAGAGUGGAUAUACUGGCAACUUGGAUGGAGAAGGCUUUGUUCUUGGAGGAGUUUUUGUAGUUGGUCCUGGAAAACAGGGAGUUCUGCUAGAGCACCGUGAGAAAGAAUUUGGAGACAAAGUGAGCCUUGAUGCUGUCCUUGAAGCUGUCAAGAAGAUCAAGCCGCAACCUUCAGAACAGAAGAAAUAAACAUACAUGCUAUCCUCUUAGUAUGCCUGGGUGUAAACUCACAUUAGGUUGUAAAAACUUCCCAGAGACCAGCUGCAUAAUGCCCAGCUGUAAUGGCUGUCUACUACUGUUGGCUUCAGAUACCUGGUGAUUCCUUCAGCCUUUGUUUUACUGGAUUAAUGAAAGGCUUGGUCUGAAAUCUUAAGAUCCAGCCAAGAUAGUUUCCAGUUAGAACAAUACUGCUAGGGGUAUCGGGGUAUCUGCAUGGAGAACAGAUGGAGGAAAACUAAUAAACACUAAAUUCAAAGUUAUUACAAAAUAA